Messenger RNA from Dictyostelium discoideum AX4, 912 nucleotides. RefSeq lists its product as hypothetical. NCBI's taxonomy places the organism in Eukaryota, Evosea, Eumycetozoa, Dictyosteliales, Dictyosteliaceae. The record is from RefSeq and is a predicted model, not a curated record. The transcript is spliced from 2 exons. The coding region runs from base 1 to 912 and encodes 303 amino acids.
AUGAUUAAAUUUAAAGUACCAACAAAUUCACAUUCAUUCUUUUCACGUUAUUAUUCAGAUGAUAUAAUUAUUCCAGAACAAUUACCAGAUCAAUUGAAAGGAGUUUUAUCAUUUAAACAAUAUAAAAGAAUUGUCACAGAUUGUAGACAUAUUAUUAAUAAAACUAGUGAAGCUUAUAAAUCCAUUAUAGUUACAGUAGUUGUGGCAAGCUUAAUUUCUUUGCUCUAUAUUAAUAUUUAUAAUGAUAGAAAAUUAUUGAUUUUAUUAACAAUAGCCGUUUUAUUUAUUUUAUUCACUGGUUUCUCUUUUGCUGCAAUGCUUUUAAAGUCUGUCCAACCUCAAUUGGACCAAAAAAUUGAACAAUUAAAUUCUGAAUAUAGCGCAAAAGGAAUCAUUCUUGAAAAGAAGACCAAGCAAUAUUUCGAUAGUCUCACUCAAAAUUUCUUGUCAGAUAAAAUUUCAAGAUUCACCUAUAUUUAUAUUCACUACAACUCAAAUAACACAACUAAUGGAAUGCUAAACUCUUCUGAAGAGCAAUCAACUUCUUCAAAUGUUGAUAACAAUAGUGAAAUCAUCGAAGAGGCUUCUCCAUCUCAAGAUUAUUCAAUCGAUGAAAAGGAAUUACUCAAUCUUUCAAAUGAAUCUCAUAGUAACUGUGGUACCGAUGAAAAUUGUAGUGAUGUUGAUGAAAAUAAUCAAAAUAAUAAUUUCGAUGAUGAUAAUAAUAAUAAUGGUGGUGGUAGUAGUGGCAAUUACCAAGGUAUUCAAAUGAAAACUAUUCUCAUCACUAGUAAAAGUAAGGAAAACCUUGUAAUUGAUGAUAAAACAUCUUUAAUUCAUAAUAAUUUGAACGAUUAUGAAGAAGAAGAUCAAGAAGAACAAGAUCUAAAAAAUUAUGACCAUGAUAAUUAA